Messenger RNA from Panicum hallii, 1076 nucleotides. RefSeq lists its product as uncharacterized. NCBI's taxonomy places the organism in Eukaryota, Viridiplantae, Streptophyta, Magnoliopsida, Poales, Poaceae. Bases 331 to 798 code for a protein of 155 amino acids. The transcript has 2 exons. The record is from RefSeq and is a predicted model, not a curated record.
UACCUCCUCGUACCCAAGAUUCCAUGCUCCCGUUCACGGCCGGUCUGAAACGCCGUGCUUUUUUUCUUCAAUUGGAUUCGUGGGCGGCACUCUGCUUCGGCGCAAAGGGAAAGCAUCCGGUGCAGGAGGCGGCGGCACGCGCUGCGGAGGCAAUUGCCCUGAAACUAACCCCACUGGCGGCAUGCGUAUAUAAGGCGGGACAGGCGCCCUCCUCCGCUCUCAACAAACCGGCUCGACACCUGACAGCAAUAGCAACGAUCGCGUGCGCACAUCAUUGAUCGUUCAAUUCGCUCAUCACUGGACACUCGGCAACAACAGCAGCAACACAGCAUGAGGACGGAGAUGGUGAUCCGGAUGCAGGGCGGCUCGGACAAGGGCCAGGGCGCCAGGGCGAUGAAGGUGGCGGCGGCGGUGGCUGGGGUGGAGUCGGUGGCGCUGGCGGGCAAGGACAAGAGCCUGCUGCGGGUGGUCGGCGACGGCGUCGACUGCAACGACCUCACCACGCGCCUGCGACGCAAGGUGGGACGCGCCGACCUCGUCGAACUCCGCACCCUCUACGGGUCCCGCGCCGGGAGCGGCCUCUCGCGCGUCGACUCCGGGUACGGGGGGAGCAGCAGCUACGGCGGCGGCGGCUCCUAUCCCGCGACGACCAGCUACGCGCCGGAGUACUACGGCCACCACCAGCCGGCGUCGUACGGGUACUACCCGCCGGCGGCGUACGCCGCGGCGCCCACCGUGGUGCACCAUGAGUACUACCCGCCCUCGACCGACCCCAACGCCGGCUGCUCCAUCAUGUAGUAGCUAGGAAUCAAUACGGUAGCGUUUAUAGUGUGUAGGAUCAGGAUGUGCUUGUCUUCUCUCUGUAUGUAGAUGGUGAUGAUGAUGCGAGUGUGCGACUGUUUUCUUCUGUGUCCUGCAGUUUCUUACUCGAAGCAGGGGCUUGUUUUAGUUGUGCCCCUGCACCGUUUCAUUCAUUUGUGUAGCCACAUGCUUUGUGGAUUUGUGAAGCUAGUGGGAUGUAAACGCGAGUUUUCUCGCCAAAAAUACAAAUAAAUCAGCAGACGUGAGUUCCUGUC